UCCAACCUUCGGUUGAAGCCUUCAUAAUGAACGUAAUAUUCGUAGGCACCAUUUCCUCCACCCGGCUGUUCAUUUGGACGAAUCUGAAUAAUUUCAGCAGAAUGCCACAUAUUGUCAGGCCUUUGGACAAGAAAGUGAUCACCCACACCAGGAAGGUUUUCUUUGUUUCUUUCAUUUUGAUCCACCGCCUUUUUCUCGUCCGCCAUUUUCAUGCGCAAUAGCGGAAAUAAUCUCUUCAGGGGACAUAAUGCAGUUGCAGUUGCAUUCCGAGCAGACGGGCGAUGGUUGUAGUCAAGGAGGUUGGUGUGUAGACGGUCCCAGGAGACUGCAGGGUAUCUAUACACGUGCAUUAGCAGCCAUGGGGUGUAUUUCAUCGAAUAUGUUUCCAACAAAACUUAGUUUUGUUAUCUUCGUAUCGUACAUGGCAUUGUUCAUCAAUCAAGGUAUUCUUGUCACAGCAUCAAAAUCUUCAGAUAACAGCUAUAAUUACAGCACAGUGACAGUUGUCUUGCUAACUGAAUGUGUCAAGCUUUUAGCAUCCACAGUUCUUUACCUUAAAAAUCACACUGUGUCUCAGUUUAUAGAAGAGUUUAAAGAAAACAGAAGAGUCCUAAUGCUGUACUUCGUGCCUGCAGCUAUGUACUGUUUGUACAACAACUUGCAGUUUGUCAACCUUGCUACCUAUGACCCAACCACAUACUUUCUCCUUCUACAGAUGAGAGUUGUCGUCACUGGUGUUGUGUUCCAGAUGCUGUUUAAGAAGCAGCUUAGUGGAAUGCAGUGGGCAUCAGUGUUUUUGCUGACGUUUGGCUGCAUUAUCAAAGACAUCAACCAUGCAGCAAAGUCACACACAGUUACAUCUACACCAGACAGCAGAAGUGAAGAUUCAAUGCAUACUGGUGAUUCAUCUCUUUGGCCGUAUCUGGAUGUCCAUGUCCUGUUAAUUCUUCUGCAGGUAUUCUGCUCCUGCUUUGCAGGCGUGUACAACGAGUACCUCCUCAAAAACACAGGCUGUGAGAUUCACAUUAUGAUGGCUAAUGUGUUCAUGUAUCUUCACUCAAUCUUGUGCAACCUUAUUGUUCUUGUAUUGAAAGGAGAAUUGGCCACUGCUUUUACUUGGUCUGGAGUUGCAUCUCUUGGUCAGCCAUUGGUCAUAACCCUCAUUGUAAACUAUGCAGCAAUUGGGAUUGUUACCUCACUGUUUCCUUCAUACCUGAACUCCAUUGUCAAGAGCUUUGCUUCAGCACUGGAGUUAAUGUUCACAGCUGUUCUUUGCUGGGUUAUAUUUGGCAUUCCCAUUGACUUGUAUACGCUUCUGGCACUUGCUGUGGUUAUCGGUGCCACUGUUUUGUAUGCACAAAAUCCUGUCAUUAACAAAUCAAGAAGUGACAUACAGUUACAGUCAAAACCUGAUGAUUCAAAAGUGUGAAAGAAAGACCUUAUUGAAAAAAAAGAAAGAAGGAAAAUAGAAAAAGGGAGUGUACUUGAGUGUACCAUUUUAUUGAUAGCAUUUAUCUUCUGCUUUUUAUUAUUGAAAUAAAGACUAGUUAUAUAUAGCUUUUAUAUGGAAAAAAUGCAUGUGGUCAGGUUUUUUUUGGUCCCAUUUUAAACUGUCCCAUCACCAGGUAAACAAUUAUAACAAGCCUGAAAAAAAAAAUCCCAAAGAAACCUCAAAACAACAACAAAAAGAAUUUUUUUUUAAAUCUAAAAAAUGUGGAUGUUUAGUAAUUAAGUAUAGGAAACAGAAUAGGUUUAAAGGGAUACAGCACUUUUUAAUUGUUUUUAAUUGUAACAAAUUUAUUCUGCACUAAUAACAUGAAGAGGGUUUACACAUAUAAGAUAUUGUGCAUUUUUUAUUUUUAGCUGGUGUUUUUACAAACAAAAUAAAAAAAAAUUCUGGAUUUUACAUUUUUUAGAUUCUAGCUUUUCAACCUGAAUACCCCAUCCAUUUUAGGUGGUUGCUUAAGAAAACUAAUGAGCCAUCACUUUUAAGGACAUUUCACCUGUACAUGUGUUUCUAAAUUUAAAUGCUUUAGAAAAUGUUAAAUGAACUGCUUUUAAAUAAAAAAAUAACAAUGGCUGAAUUUUAAGCUACAAGACAAUUUUCCCAUGAUUUUUGAAUUGUAUCUGCUGCCUAUUUCCAUGACCCAAUAUUUCCACCUCAUUUUCUGUUUUUUCUUAAACAUAAAAAUUUUACCCAUGAAAAUAUUUAACCCUGUUUUACUAAAAUAUGUUUUUUACUUUGAGAUGAUGUAGUGCUCCUUAUUUUUCCUUUUUGACUUUCAGUGUUCAUUUUCUUACUGGAAAAUCAAAACAAACCACAUAUACAGCUUGUGUAAUCCUUAGGAGAAAGAUGGUGGAGAGGAAUACUUUCCUUGUCAACACUCAUUACAUUUUCUUUGGAGAACUGUUUGAUGCAAAAUAUCACUAUUUUGCUUUUUACUGGUUGCUGUUUGAUAAUAUAAAAAAACAAAAUGAACCCAAAAGAGUAACCAUUUGACAAAUGUAUGUAUUUUUUUAACAAGAAAUAUGUAAUGGAUUACAGUGUUCUCUAGCCUUUAUGCAUGUGUUAUACAUGACAAGUGCAAAUAAAACUGUGUCAUCUGCUGUGACAGAUAAAAAGUUAACAUUAAGCAUCAUGGCUACAAAAGCCCAAACUUGGUAUCUUGAGUCAUUUUUGGCUCUUUAAAAAUGAAGAGCAUCACAUGUACAAUUCACCAGGUGGCUGACAUUUUGUAAGACAAUUUUGGUAGGACAUCUCUAAUCCUUUAAAGAGGAAGUGUGGAUUGCUGUAAACAUGAAAAUGUUUGUAGGGCCAAUCAUGCACACAUAUGUAGGGUGUGUGAUUGGUAUAGAAAUAUCUGAAUGUGACAUUGUCUUAUCCCCAGUGGAAAAAUUAACUGUUGAGAAAAAAAAAAUGGUUAUUUCUAAAAAUAACAGUUGGAGUGUUAUAAAAUGCACAGGGUUUUAGAUUUUUUGUGUUUGUUGUUUUCUGCAUUCUACAUGACCCAUGCCUUCUGUCAUCAUAUUAGUUAUUAGUUCAAUUAGAAUACAUGCUAUAAUAUACAACUAGUUUAUAUGCCCUUUGCAAUAAAGCAACUGUGGACAAUGGCAUUAAGGGAGAGUACAUAUUUAUGGCCUCAACAUUUGUUGGCCUUUGAAUACUUUUGAGUAUUGGACAACUUGUUGAAAGUAUAAUAGUGAUCUCAUUUGUGGUUAACCAAGAGCAAUUGAUUAAGCAACUUUACUCAGGCCAUAAACAAAACUUACACAGAAAGAUUAUUUAAUAAUUUAUCUGGCUUUUAUGGUACUUACAAAGACACAAAUUGGAGUCUUUACUUUUGUGCUUCCUAAAGAAAAAAGAUGUCCAUGUAUUUUACUUGUAAUGCAACCUAUGAUCAAAUUUUUCCCCUAAGCUUCACUUCUGCAAUUACUUAUUACAGUCAGAGCAUUUAUAUCGUUUUAAUUUUGUACAUUGAUUGGUUCUAAUUACAGAUGGCAGCAGUCUUUUUAAUGAGAUUAGGUGUCAGAAGGUUUAUACAGCCUGUGUGAAGAACCAGAUGCCCUCCCUGUCUCCUCCCUCUCACUGGAAUACAAAAAAAGUAGCCUUACAGUUUACAUGCUGCUAUCAGCUUGUGGAGCAUAAUAGUUCAUGUGUUUUUAUUUCCUCAAUGUAUGUUAAGUUUUCAGAGUUUCAAAAUCUUUUUUUUAUUAUCUGUGAUUGCAUAAUACGUUAAAGUUAUAAACCAAAAAAAACUUACAGUAAUCAUCUAUUGUGCUAAUUCUGAAUGAUAAAUAACUGUAGUCAGAUAAACAGGCAGCACCAGUAAGAUAUUGGAAAGCUUUCAGUCUAGAAUUCUAGUUGAAGAAAUAUGACUUGUAUUAAUUAAUAGUCUAUACUUGUGUGUUUGCACAUCAGAAAUUGGUAUUGUCAGUUCAACAAUGUUCACGAUAAAAAAAUCCCGAAAAGAGCAGUUUUAGAUCUCAGAACAAAUCUGAAGCAAAGAAAAAAAGUCAAAACUGUUCAAGUCACUGCUAUGGACUAGAUGGCUAUAUCUUAAUCUGUAUAGUAAAUUUGAAUACCAAUUGGAAGUGUUUAGAGGAGGUCAGUUUAAAUUAGAGACCACAAUAAAACAAGUUAUAGAGAAUAGUGGUUAGUUAGAGACAUCUUAUGAACUAAUUAAUUUUCAAAAGUAUGAAGAGUGUUAAAGAUCUGUUUUUCCCAGUUUGUCUAGGCACACCAAGUUAAAAGCUUUGGAUUAAAAAAAAACUUAUAUAUACAAACACAGAAUAAUUACAACUGAUGAUGAACAAGCUUUGUCUUAGUCAAAAAGAAGAGUUUUUAGGCAUAGAUUUUAAAGCUAUAUUUUUGUAAUUAAUAACUUUUUUUUAUAACAGAUAAGAAUUGAUUUCUAAUGCUAGGAGUUUUUGCUUUCUUCUGCUUGAAAAUUUGACACAUGCUCAUCUGAACUGGCUAAAUUACUAUUGCAGAAUUAAUGCACUCAAAACAUGUGUCUGAAUCCCAGUGGGUUGUCUUUGUACCUCAGUUUACAGCUAAAUCUGUACAGGAAACUUAGCAGCUUCAUUGCAUAAAUUAAAACACACAUGACAGUAGAUAAGCUGGCAGGGUUUGUUUAAGAUUUCUUAGAGAUUUUUUAACAAAUGUAUAGCAAAUAACAUUAUUUCUUUGUUAUUAUAAACACAAGUGAUCUAGCUAAACUGUCUUCAAUAAUAAACAGGGUUAUGACAUGCUCUUUCAAAACUAAUGAUAGAAAUAAUAGUGAAAGAGCUAUAUUUAUAUAAUUAAAAUUAGUAGAAAUAGCCUUUUUCAUUUUAGAGAUAUUUUUAUUCUGAAAAUGAAUCAGUAUAUUUCUGUGUAUUGUGCUGAAUGGGCAGCUGAAGCAUUAAAAUACUUAACUUUUCAUAUUUCUUGCAAGAGAUACCUUCUUGAGAUAAUUGAUGUACCAAGUAAAAGUGUCAUUCAUAGCUGAAUAUAAUUGGAAUUACAGUACAAUGCAGGGCAGUGUAGUACACUGCAGGUAAACACCUUAAAUAAACACCUUACUGAUUGUUUAUAUGUCUGAUAUAUUAUUUAUGGAGCUGUUAUUUUGUUACUCUUCGAAUCAAAGCACAUGAGGUUAAGAGAAUUCUUAUCUUUUCAAUAUUAUUUGACAUGCAUAAUGGACUUUAAGCAUUUUUUGUCAAUAGGUAACCCGAUUUUUAUGUUCUUGAUUUAUCUUAAACUAUAAACAAAUAUGUGAUUAGUACUUUUAACUACAACACAUGCUCAUAACCCAGAGUUGUUAUCAUCUUAUUUGAUGAAUGUAUUAUGUAGUCUUGAUUUUGUAAUAAUAUACUAAUAUUAAAAAAAUAUUCUUGGGAGAGAGAAAGAGGAGAUAUGUUAUGCUGCAGCCUACACAAAGCUGUGAUAUAUUUUGCUGCUUCCGAAACUUUCAUUGAAAGAUAAGCAUGAAUAAAAAAAAGUAAAUUUUCAGUUUUACACAUAUCAUUACUUUCUCGUGGCAUAACAGACAUCUAUUUCCAGAUAGCUGAAAGUUGAAAAGAAAAGAACAUGAGAUGAAGAUUGGAUGAUAAAGUUGAAUUUGCUACUCUGUACAAAUGACAAAGUUUAUCUUUUAUUUAAAGGCCCUUCCUAUAAAUAGAAGGAAAGCUGAGCUGGUGUGAAAUGAAGAUAGUUUCACAGGUGGGGAUAGCACACGAUUAUUACUGUGCCAACAGUUCUUUGGGAAGGCCAUUGAUUUUUGACAUAUGGUACAGGUAUCGGGAUUUACCCUGAACACCAGGAGCACAGAGAAAAUGUAAAGCAGUAUCUGUAUCCUAGUUUGUAAAUUCUUCCUGUACAUUUGACACCAGCGAAUGUAUUACUCUUCCUAUACAGUUGACCCUGCGAAUAAUGUCUUCAUAUCUACAGCUCAGUUGUGUGCAUCCAUGUGGAAUGAGCUUAACUUAGCAUAAAAGUCAGAGCAAUGAACAAUAGUUAUAAACACAACCUUUUUGCUUCACACCUUGAUUUAUGUUCUAGCCUAUUAGGACAAUCAUUUAGAAUUGUUCAUAAAAUUUGUUGUGUAAUUUAUGAUGAAUAAUAAAUAGCUAUUGUGAAAUAUUUUUCAGCAGCUUUACAUUUGUGUGUGUGUGGUUGCAGUGUGGUGGGCGAGUUCUCACAUUUUAAAUGAUUAGUAAAGGACAUCUGAAUUGUGAGGUAUUUUAAGUAAUGUUUCUUUUUGAUCUGGUCAACAAUUACUUGGGUAAAGAGUGCAGCAAGAAAUCUGUUUCUUAAUAGAUUUCAUUUUAGCAGAGCCUGUUGAUAUAAUUUAUGUACUUGUUAUUACUCUGGGGUGUUUCAUUUGGAAAUUGUACUAAACCAAUAUUAGGAUUAGUAGAUGCCUGGCAUGCUUUUAAAUGUUAUGUAAUUUUUACCCAAACACCUGGUGUUUGCCAGAUGUGAAUAUGCUAUAUAUUUACGUAAAGAAAUAUCUUUUUAAUCCCAAACAGGGAACAAAGUACUGCAUUGAAGAACUUUUAGUUUUGUUCCUUUUUAGAGGUCUUCAUAAAACCAUAUGUAUUACAAAAAAUGUUACAUAUCAGACUGUGUAUAUCCUUGGUCAUUAGGAUGAUUCCAUGUGAUUGUUUUCAUAUCUGACAUGUAUCCUUGAUCAUUAGGUUGAUUCUUUGUGACAAUUUGUUCCUUCUAGAAAUUCUUGUUAUUCAUCCCUGUGUAUUUGGAUUUUGCACAAAUGAAGGCAAACAUGUUACAGUUGUAAGCAGUGCAAAGUCACCCUGUACCAAUGUUUUCUUACAAAUAAAGGUUUCUAAAGGGAAGUAGUCAUUAAAAAUGAAAAAUAAAUAUGCUUAGUUAAAAAAAAAAAUAAUCACAUUGCAAAAUCCUUAGACAUCAGUGCAAUUUUUGAUGUCAUCACCUUCAAGAUUUGGUUACACGUUUUUGCCCCUCUUCUUAUAGACCAAAUGACUUGCAUGUGAUAGAUAUGUUACUGUAGAUGCAUGAACCAUAUUUUACAAACAGGAUUCAAAGCUUCUCUUGCACAGUUUCAUAAUACAAUAUACUGUAGACUGGAACUUGGUUCAUAAUUGGAAGUUGAGUGUUGAACUAUGCGUGAAACAUUUUUGGGAAAAUGAUGGUGGGUUUCUUUGGUCUUCUUAAGGAGUAAACUGUUUUGUCCACUUUAUACAAAUGGCUUUAGGAUUUUAUAAAGUGGUUUAUUAAAAAAUAGGGGUUGCCUCAACAAUAGGAUCGUGUUAGCAUGAUGAUUACCAGCAGGAACAGUUUUUUACUAGGGCAUUAUGUUUGAAGCUGCUAGCCGUUUCCUUGUAGAUGCCACCCUCUCAGCACUGAAGGGGAAUGUCUGAUGGUAAUUAGGCUGAAGAGUUGCAGCCCGUUUUUAGUAUAUUUUUUUUGUGCCAAUAAUGCCAUUAUUCUGCAUCAUUGUCUUUGAACAAUUUGAUAGCAUAGCACAAAAACAAUGUAACUUAUACCAAUAUGUUUUUGACAUUAUGGACUAAUUUUUUACAGUUUUCAGUUUUUUUCAUCAAUUUCUUGUAAAAGCCCUUUGAAGUGUAAGUGGGUUGUAUGUUUGUUAAAUAGUAUUUGUUGUCCAUUAAAAAAACACACAUGCAAUAAAGAUGCAUUACUGAUUG
Molecule: messenger RNA, 7674 nt
Organism: Pomacea canaliculata
Lineage: Eukaryota; Metazoa; Mollusca; Gastropoda; Architaenioglossa; Ampullariidae
Product: UDP-galactose transporter senju-like
Biological process (GO): pyrimidine nucleotide-sugar transmembrane transport
Cellular component (GO): Golgi membrane
Molecular function (GO): UDP-galactose transmembrane transporter activity
Source: RefSeq, a predicted model, not a curated record